UAAUUCGGAUUUAUCAGCUUUAAUCCGAAUUAACCCUGCAACCGUCCACACAACGACGCUAUUUAUUUCGAUGUAAAGGGCCCUUUAAAUCGAUUUCUGUACUCCACCCCGACGAGCGGAGUAGUGCCAAAAUCGAUUUUAGCAAUUCGAAUUAGGGUUAGUGUGGCCGCAAUUCAAUGGUAUUGGCCUCCGGGAGCUAUCCCACAGUGCAGUGCAUCAUUGUGACCGCUCUGGACAGCAAUCUAAACUCGGAUGCACUGGCCAGGUAGACAGGAAAAGCCCCGCGAACAUUUGAAUUCCAUUUCCUGUUUGCCCAGCGUGGAGAGCACAGGUGACCACAGAUAGCUCAUCAGCACAGGUAACCAUGCAGGCUGAUAAUCGAAAAAGAGCACCAGCAUGGACCGUGAGGGAGAUACUGGAUCUGAUCGCUGUAUGGGGAGAGGAUUCAGUGCUUGCAGAACUUCGUUCUAAAAGACGAAAUGCAAAAACUUUUGAAAAAAUCUCCAAGGGCAUGAUGGAGAGAGGCCACAAUAGGGACUCAGAUCAGUGCCGCGUGAAAGUCAAGGAGCUCAGACAAGCCUAUCAAAAAACAAAGGAGGCAAACGGUCGCUCCGGGUCAGAGCCGCGGACAUGCCGCUUCUACGCCGAGCUGCAUGCAAUUCUAGGGGGGGCUGCCACCACUACCCCACCUGUGUUCGUGGAUUCUGGGUCGGGGAUAGUCUCAUCAGCGACGCCUGAGGAUUCUGCCGAUGGGGUAGAGGAGGAGGAGGAGGAGGAGGAGGAUGAGCUUGCAGAGAGCACACAGCACUCCAUUCUCCCCAACAGCCAGGAUCUUUUUAUCACCCUGACUGAAGUACCCUCCCAAGCCAGUACCCAAGACUCUGACCCCAUGGAAGGGACCUCAGCAGCUGCAAAUUCCUCAAGCCUCCCCCCUCCAUCCCGAAGGUUAUCACAGAUAAGGCGUCGUAAGAAGAAAACGCGAGACGAGAUAUUUUCUGAAAUUAUGGAAUCCAGCCGCAGUGACAGAGCUCAUGUGAAUGAGUGGAAGGAAACAGUUUCAAAGUAUAGGAAAGAAGUCAGUGAACGUGAGGACAGGAGGGACCAACGUGAGGAGAGGAGGGACCAACGUGAGGAGAGGAGAGACGCUCGAGAUGAGAGGUGGCGGCAGGAAGACCAGAGGAUGAAGGAUGCAACGCUGGGGCUGCUCCGGCGUCUGGUGGAGGUUCAGGAACGGCUGCUGGAAAACAGACUGCCGCUUCAGCCCCUGUUCCACCCUCCCCCCUCCCCAUGUUCCGUAUCCUCCUCACCCAGACGUGUAAGAACGCGGGGGGGGAGGCUCCGUACACCUUCCCAUUCCACCCCAGUAGACAGCCCAAGCAAAAGGCUGUCAUUUUUUUAAGCUUUUCUUUGUGGCUUUUUCCUUCCCAGCAAUCCUCCUCCCAAAUACCACCCGGGUUCCCUCCCUCGUUUUCUAAUCUAUUAAUAAAGAAUAAAUGAUUUUUAAAUGAUAGUGACUUUAUUUGGUUUGAAAGAAAGCUGGGGGAAGGGGCAGGGUGGGUUCCUUACAGAAAAUCAGUCAAUAAAGGGGGCGGGUUUUCAUGAAGGAGAA
This is a messenger RNA of Malaclemys terrapin pileata, 1609 nucleotides long. RefSeq lists its product as uncharacterized. Bases 365 to 1399 code for a protein of 344 amino acids. The transcript is spliced from 2 exons. The record is from RefSeq and is a predicted model, not a curated record. NCBI's taxonomy places the organism in Eukaryota, Metazoa, Chordata, Testudines, Emydidae.